Messenger RNA from Salpingoeca rosetta, 1110 nucleotides. RefSeq lists its product as uncharacterized. The record is from RefSeq and is a predicted model, not a curated record. Gene Ontology annotation, cellular component: cytoplasm. The coding region runs from base 145 to 1110 and encodes 321 amino acids. Lineage: Eukaryota; Choanoflagellata; Craspedida; Salpingoecidae. The transcript has 10 exons.
UAUUGUUAUGUUACCUGCUCUCCUUCCCCCUUGCUUGAUUCUUCCACGACCACAAGAAGAAGAACAAGUGAAGCAAGCAACAAGCAACAAGCAAGACUGGCACGAAUACAAACAACGAAGCAGCACGGCGAAGCAACAGCCAAGAUGGACUUGUUUCGCAGGUUCAAGAAGGAUCGCAAGUUCAAGAGGGCUGGCGAAGGCCAUCGCCUGGGCGUGGAAGGGGCGUCUCAAGGGCAGCCAGCGUCCGCAUCCUCGUCUUCAUCCUCAGCGUCAACGGCGAGGAAUGCAUCGGCGUCAGGCAGACAGCAGCCUCGCGAGAUGAGCCAGGCGGCGCGGGCUGCGCAGGAGCGGAUGCAGCGCGCCCAGCAGACGGGGAGGCCUAACACAUCCAGCGCCAUCAAGAGCGAGGCCCGUCGCCAGGUGCAGGCAGAGGCCGCCAGCAGCGGCACUCAACCGUCGACGGCCACGCCUUCACGCGACCAGCCUGCGGGCCAAUGGAAGCAGGAAGCAGACCGCCUUCAGGUGCAAGUGGUGUGUCCCAUCACAGGCAACCUCGUUCGCGAACGCGACAAGACAGACCAUCUCCGACGAGAGCUAACACAGCGCCUGACGGAGAUGCCGGUGCCGAUGGCGGCGAAGAUGGUGUGGACACUCAACUCCCGGGAGAAGCGAGAACUCGCCGUCAAGACGAUAUGCGCGUACAUCAACAAUGUGCUGCAGCACCCGGACGAGCCCAAGUACCGGCGCAUCAACAAGGAGAACAAGGCCUUUCAGGCACGCAUCCUGGGGGCUGAGGGGGCGCUGGAGUUUCUCAAGGCCGUUGGCUUUGAGGAAGAGAACGGCGAAGAGGAUGGCAAGACGUUCCUUGCGCUGCCAGAAGGAGUGUCCACGGACGAACUGACGACAGCAAAAGAUGUCAUCUCCAGCGACCAAACCAUCAUCUGCCGCCUCCACCGCGACGUCAGGGUGCUGAAGCCGCCGCGUGGUGCGGCCAUCGCCGCCGCCAUGCGUGUGGAUCUCCCGUCCGAUUUCUACAAACUCACCGUCGACGACCUCAGGUUCACAACGAAGAGUCUCGGCAUCGAUUCUCACUUUAAAGGUGUCAUUUGA